AUGGCUUCAGCCGAUCUUGCUGCCUUGGAGCCGACGAAGCCCACUCUCACGGUAAGACCUACCAAAGGGGACGAGACUGUGCUUUCACAGGAGAUCGUAUCAGAGGAUGAGUAUGACACCGGUCGUGAACGAGCCAACAGAAAUGCGGGAAAAACCAAGGGGCAUUUCUUUCGUUGGUUCGAUCCUGAGGAUGGACCAUUGGAACGCCGUCUCCUUUGGAAACUCGACUUCUACAUUCUCGCAUUCGCCUGUGCGGGAUAUAUUAUGUUCUAUAUUGACCGAGGAAUCCUUUCGAACGCCUAUGUUAGCGGCAUGAAAAAGGAUUUGAAACUAUACGGAAACGAGCUGGUUCAACUCAACACAGUCUACAGAUGCGGUACAUCAGUAUCGAAUAUUCCAGCGACGGUCUUGAUCACAAAAUAUAGGUCGCAAUAUAUUGUCCCAAGCUUGGUGUUGAUUUGGGGCGUGUUUACAGUGAUGUCUUUCCGUGCUGGAAGUUUUGGAGAGCUUGUGGUUUACCGGCUGUUCGUUGGGCUCGCCGAAGGCCCCUUUUUCUGCUCAAUCGAAUAUGUUCUCGGCAGUUGGUAUCGCGCGGAUGAAAUUGUCCGCCGAGCCGGUAUUUUCUACAUCUCCUCGAGUAUUGGUCAAAUCAUCACUGGGCUUCUGGCUGCACGCAUCUACACCGAUCUCGAUGGUGCAUUGGGGCAUGCGGGCUGGAGAUGGAUGUACCUGAUCGGAGGCCUCAUGGCUCUCCCAAUCGCAUUGUUCGGAAUCUUCACUUUCCCCGGAACUCCGAACCAUGGAAAGAGAUGGGUACUGACAGACGAGGAGUUUGCUCUGGCCAAAGAGAGGAUGGUGGUCGCCGGUCGUAAGGAGCCUGUCGGGUUCAGCUGGUCUCUGGUCAGACGCUUCCUUGGUCGAUGGCAUUUCUGGCUUUUGGUACCGUGGAACGUGUCUUGGUUGAUGGGAUUCCUGUCCGAAACUCAAGGAGUGUACACGUUGUGGCUGAAGAGCCACAAGGCAUACAACACGGCCCAGGUCAAUCGUUUGACGUCAGUUGCACCCGCCAUCGGCGUCAUCACCAUUGCGUUGUUCUCGUUCCUCGCCGACAAGUACGGACCCAAAUCGAGACUUUGGAUUGUUGGCAUUGUUGCCGUAAUCGGUGUCAUCGCUAAUAUGGGGUUCGCGUUAUACGAUCAUACCUCUUUCGCUUACAAAUGGUUCACCUACGCUGAAAGUUACACCGAGGUCUCCUUGUCGAGCUUGCAGUAUUCCUGGGCCAAUGUGAUCUGCAGGGACGACGCUGAAGAGAGAGCAUUCGUCGUCAGUGCUAUGCUCGCCGUUGGAUCAGCAUGUGACGCGUGGGUCCCCAACGUGUUUUUCAAGACCACUGAUUCCCCAAAAUGGGUCAACGGACACAUCUUCCAAGCCGCCACGAUGCCAGUCUAUUUCGGCCUCACAGCGACGGUAUAUUACUUCAACAAGCGUGCUGAAAGGAGGAGAUCCAUCAAGGACAACGAGGGAUGA
Molecule: messenger RNA, 1527 nt
Organism: Capronia epimyces CBS 606.96
Lineage: Eukaryota; Fungi; Ascomycota; Eurotiomycetes; Chaetothyriales; Herpotrichiellaceae
Exons: 8
Coding region: 1-1527 (508 amino acids)
Biological process (GO): transmembrane transport
Cellular component (GO): membrane
Molecular function (GO): transmembrane transporter activity
Source: RefSeq, a predicted model, not a curated record